GCGGCGAAGAUGGCGGAAGACACGUCGCGGUACCUGAGCGGGGAUUAUUAUCCCCGCAAAUUCGGGCCCAAGCCUGACGUGGUGCCCUCGGGAGUGACCGAGAGGAAGGUCACGCCGUUCGGCAUCGGGCUGGACAAGCCGGACAUGGUGGCGGUAGAUGUGGUGAAUGUGAAGGAGGAAGAAGUGCACAGAAGAAGACCAGAUACGAGUACUUAUCUUUUGGGAACUAUUCAUCCAUUCCGCAAAACUCACAGGUCUCUAGGUGGAAGGUUUACACAGGAGUUCUUGCUAGUUGCAGCUGACAGGAGGUCUUGGAAAAUCUUGCUGUUUGGCUUAUUGAACUUGAUUUGCACUGGCUUUCUACUGAUGUGGUGCAGUUCCACGAAUAGUAUGGCUUUGACUGCUUAUACAUAUCUUACCAUCUUUGAUUUUUUCAGUUUGGUAUCUUCCUUGAUAAGUUUCUGGGUGACUUUGAAGAAGCCCAGUCCAGGAUAUUCUUUUGGGUUUGAGAGGUUUGAAGUAUUAGCAGUGUUCGCUGCCACCGUCCUGGCACAGCUCGGGGCUCUCUUUAUACUCAAAGAAAGUGUAGAGCGAUUUCUUGAACAGCCAGAGAUUCACACGGGGCGUCUCCUUGUUGGCACCUUUGUGGCCCUGUUCUUCAAUUUACUUACCAUGCUGUCUUUGAAGAACAAGUCUUUAUCUUAUGUUUCUGAAGCUGCCAGUACAAGUUGGCUACAGGAACAUGUUGCUGAUCUAAGCCGAAGCUUAUGUGGAAUAAUUCCUAGUUUAAGCAGCAUUUUGCUUCCUCGCAUGAACCCAUUUGUUCUCAUUGACCUUGCAGGAGCAUUGGCGCUCUGCAUCACCUACAUGCUGAUUGAAAUAAAUAAUUAUUUUGCAGUGGAUACAGCUUCAGCUAUAGCUAUUGCAGUUAUGACGUUUGGCACCAUGUAUCCUAUGAGUGUCUACAGUGGAAAAGUGUUACUUCAGACAACACCUUCACAUGUGAUUGGGCAGUUGGAUAAGCUUUUGAGAGAGGUCUCAACUCUGGAUGGCGUUCUUGAAGUGCGGAAUGAACAUUUUUGGACCCUAGGAUUUGGAACUCUGGUUGGCUCUAUACAUGUACGGAUUAGGAGAGAUGCAAACGAACAAUUAGUGUUGGCUCACGUGACCAAUCGCCUAUCCGCACUUGUUAAAACCUUAACAGUUCAGAUUUUUAAGGAUGAUUGGGUUAGGCCAUCGUUAGUUACAGCAUCAAUCCCAAGCAACAUAUUGAACCCACUGGACAAUACUAAUAUUGCACCAAGUACAGCUGUAAGGCCUCUGGCAGACAUGAACCCCAUCACCUCGACACCAACAAAACCAACCAGCCCCCCUCCUGAAUUCUCCUUCAACACACCGGGCAAGAACAUCAACCCAGUUAUCCUUCCAACAGCUCCAUCAACUCGACCUUAUGGUUUAGGACUCAACUAUGGAGUUGCUGCAUAUGGAAGUGCUUUUAAUCCUGGUAUGGGAAGGCCAGGAACUGGAAUGACUCAGGGAUUCAGAUCUACAUUGAUUAACAUUCCAAACAAAUACCCAACAGGUACUCAAGGACAUGUCAACCACUUCAGAUAAUUGGUGUAGCAUAGUCCUACAUGAUGUGAAGACCUAUUUCAACCGAUUUCUACAAGUUGAUUCCUCUUACAAAGGACAACUGAGUAAAAUAUUUUAACUGUGGGGAAUGUAUUUUGGGCCUGUUACAUCAAAUUUGUUUUAUUUCACGUGCCUGCUCCUUAAAUCAUAUAUUCUUCUCAAAGUGCUUUUCAAAAUCAAACUAAAUAUUUGGCUAAGUUUAUAGUUUUUGGCUGGGCAGGCCAUGAGGACCUGCUUAUAAGCUUUAUAUCUGACCGUCAAGCUAAGUAAGCUGUCAGAGCACUGACAACUCUUGCUGUUGCCCAUCUGAUGGUCUGGAUGAGAUCUGAAAUCAUACCAAUAUAGGGAGCAAUAGUGUACAGAAGGGCAUUCAAUGAAAAGUUUUGGAAUAAUUUCACGUUUUGGGUGACUUCAGCAAGUGGCCCCAAAGCCUUUGGUUAUAAACACUACAGUUGUUCAGUUCAGAUUGUUAGUUUUCCUGCUUGCAAAUUAAUUUCACAGAGAAUAUUUGUAACUAACUCUACAUGAUUGACAUGAUGUCACCAAUGAAGGCUUCAGCAUGGCCAUGGCUAUGAAAUUCAAUUCAUUUUUGGAAAAUCAUUUUUAUCCUGUGAAUCUGUUUAUUAAGCAAAGGAUAUGAUUAGUGAUAUCAGUGUUAAGAAACUUCAGAAUUGUUAUUUUGGAGACACUGCAGUCUUCCACUAGCUUAAGCAGACAGAUCAUUUGUGGGAAGUCUAGUCUGCUUAGCUGUUUCUGAAACCAGGGUAUCCAUGCAUUAUGUUCGGUAAUCCUUCAGGUAUUCAGCUAUGAUUUGUCAUGUCUGAUUAUGAUAUCUGGUUGAAUUCAUUGUAGAGUGGGUUGUCACUGUAAAUAUCACCUAUAAAAGUCUAACUUAUCUGUUAUGAGAAAUGAACUGUACAGUUGAUAGUUUUGUUCAGAGAUUUUCAAGAAAAGGUGGAGAUUAUUUAAAAUACUAAAAUAUGUCUAUAAAUAUGUUCUGUAUUUUGUACUAUGGAUAUAGGUUUGAUAUAUUUGGCAUCAAUAUACAUAAAUCAGAUUUUUGGAAAAAACUGGAUCAACUAUGACAGAAGCAAAUUCAACCUGUUGUGAAUAUGUUAAAGAUAAUUUGUUUUGUUUUGCAUAACAGUUAUAUUGACCAAUAAAGUGGGAACCAAAAUAGCAAACUGCUGUGGUAUUAGUAAAUUAGCGUAGUUGUGAACUUGGCACUCCAUUAAAAUGAUCUGUCUAACACUAACUUUUUUCAAGUGGACGUGGAAUAAAUACAGUAAGAUGCCACGUUUAAGUUCAGGAUUACCACUUGAGAAAACACCCCAACCUCUACCCUGUUAAGAACAUAAGAAAUAGGAGCAGGAGUCGGCUAUCUGGCCAGUCGAGCCUGCUGCACCAUUCAAUAAGACCAGGCUGAUCUGGCCAUGGACUCAUCUCCACCAUCCUGCCUUUUCCCCAUAACCCUUAAUUCCCCUACUAUACAAAAAUCUAUCCAACCUUGAUUUAAAUAUAUUUACUGAUGUAAGUAUAUCCACUGCUUCAUUGGACAGAGAAUUCCACAGAUUCACCACUCUGGAAAAAGCAGUUCCUUCUCAUCUCCACCCUAAAUCUACUCCCCCCAAAUCUUGAGGCUAUGACCCCUAGAUCUAGUCUCACCUACUAGUGGAAACAAUUUUCCUGCCUUUAUCUUAUCUAUCCCUUUCAUAGUUUUAUAUGUUUCUAUAAGAUCUCCUCUCAUUAUUUUGAAUUGCAUUGACUACACUCCUAGGCGACUCAAUCUCUCCUCAUAGUCCUACUCAUAAUAUCUCCUCAUCUCUAUAAUCAACCUUCUCUGCACUGCCUCCAAAGCCAGUAUAUCCUUCCUCAAGUAAGGAGACCAGAACUACAUGCAGUACUCCAAGUGCAGCCUCACCAGUAAUCUGUACAGUUGCAGCAUAACCUCCUGCUCUUAAAUUCAAUCCCUCUAGCAAUGUAGGCCAAAAUAUCCAUUUGCCUUCUUGAUAGCCUGCUGCACCUGCAAACCAGCCUUUCGUGAUUCAGUCCCCUGAAUGUCUUAUAUGUUUGAAUAAGGUCAUCCUUUAUUCUUCUAAACUCUAAGGCCAAAGCUAUUUGGUCUCUCUUAGUUGGACAAUCCUCUCAUCGUAGGAGUUGCCUUUAGCCUUGCCUUCAGUUUUGCUAUGGUUUUUGUAGCUGAGGGGGACCAAGCUCUGUGCAAUAUUCCAAGUGAGGCUUCACCAGCAUCCCAUUCAACAACAAAACCACAUUUUUAAACUUCAAUACCUUUGGAACAAAUGACAAAUUAUUUGCUUUAACUACAUUUUGGACCUUCUAGCUUUUUGUAAUUCUUGCACAAGAUGACCAAGAUCCCUCCUUCACAGGAUGUCUCCAUUGAAAUAAUCUGCAUUUUAGAUUUCUCUAAACAAGGUUCAAAGUAUAUGUAUUAUCAAAUUGCAAAUAUAUCAUCAUAUUUUCUUUUUGGCAUUCAUGGUAAAUAUGAAGAAUCAAUAAAAAAACAACACAAAGGCAGAUGGCCAAUGUGUAAAAGACAACAAACUGUGUAAAUACAAAAGGAAAAAACAAUAAUAAUAAAUAAAUAUCAAGAACAUGAGUUGUAAAAUCCUUGAAAGUGAGUCCAUAAGU
Molecule: messenger RNA, 4281 nt
Organism: Hypanus sabinus (Atlantic stingray)
Lineage: Eukaryota; Metazoa; Chordata; Chondrichthyes; Myliobatiformes; Dasyatidae
Gene: slc30a6
Product: solute carrier family 30 member 6
Exons: 15
Coding region: 10-1614 (534 amino acids)
Biological process (GO): transmembrane transport; monoatomic cation transport
Cellular component (GO): membrane
Molecular function (GO): monoatomic cation transmembrane transporter activity
Source: RefSeq, a predicted model, not a curated record